Molecule: messenger RNA, 2227 nt
Organism: Labeo rohita (rohu)
Lineage: Eukaryota; Metazoa; Chordata; Actinopteri; Cypriniformes; Cyprinidae
Product: nuclear apoptosis-inducing factor 1
Exons: 3
Coding region: 643-1410 (255 amino acids)
Cellular component (GO): nucleus
Source: RefSeq, a predicted model, not a curated record
UAUAGCCGUAAGUGACAAUUAUCAGGGUUCAAGCACUUAAAGCCUUUAAAAUUUUAAGGUUUUAGGGUGUAGUCCAACCAAAAUGUAUGGCUAACACUAAAACACAUCCACGAUGGAGAACACGCUCACAAACACACAGAAAUGAAAUGGUUAAAUUUAUAUUAAUGCUCAUUAAAGAUGAUUAGAGACAGACACAUUUCAUUGCACAUUUAGAUUUCUGAAACAAAUGAUAGGCGACAAAACACUUAUUGCAAAUUAUUUUUUAAGAGUUUAAAUGCAAUUUUCAGUUUUGUAACCUCAAAACAUAAUUGGCAUAAUUGUAAAACCUGAUAUGUCUGUAUGAAUACAGUGGUAAACUUUUUAAAUGUGAUCAUACAUGCAGUGCUAAUGAAUUUAUCAUGUCUAAAUGCCAAUCUUAAAGAAAAAAAAAAACUGAAAAAUACUAUAUUAGUGAUUUUAAUGAGCCCAUUAGCUGUCUUCUGGAGCCAUAGUGGUUAUAAUUAAUGGGCCUCAUUUAUCAAACGAACGUAAAAACCAUCGUACAUUCAAGCGUAAAAUUGAUCUUACGACAAGAUUCACGUGUGAUUCAUUAAAUGUUCCUACGCAGCCAAUCUUGUCGUACGAUUAAUCGCUCUUUGAUAAAUGCGGCGGCUGAAAUCCAUCGUAAUUUACAUGUCACGCCCCUAUAAAUUCAGGGAGGUGAUGCCGCGCCCCUAUACAUUUUGCGAGAUGGCGAAACGGAAUCCCGUCAAAAAGAAAAACUUCUCUGAAUUAGAGCUUGACGUUUUAAUUACACAGGUUCAGUCAAACCAGCUAGUAUUGUUCGGCAGCUUAAAAAGUGGCAUUAAAGGAAGCCAAAAAAACGCAGUUUGGAACGAAAUAACAGCUGCCGUCAACAGCGUUGACGAUGUUAACAGAACAUCUGUUGAGGUGAAGAAGAAAUGGGCCGACCUCAAACUUUCAACCAAAAAGCGUCUUGCGGCCCUAAAACGCAGCACCACGCAAACUGGAGGAGGCCAGCCAGACCCUAGGUUUGUGCUGACUCCAACAGAGGAGCGUGUGUCUGCACUCAUCGGACCAGAAUCAAUUGUGGGAAUAAGUGUCGGAGGAGACACGGACGAGCAUGUUUCUAUCCAUGAGGAGGAUAUGUCAGAGGCAAGCACAAGCGGUACUCAUUCUACACAAACCAGCCUGGAGCCUGCCGCACAAAGCCAGCCAACCUCGAGCUGUCACACCGCACAUUCGUUCUCCACCCAAAGACCACGACAACCGUGGGUUGUGACAGCCGAGGUCCUGGCGAAACAAACAGAAAUAAUCCAGGGAAUAACAGCGAUAAAUCAUUCAUUAAUUGCAAUAAAUGAAACUUUAAAGCAAAUAAACGAGAAUCUAAAAACGAAAUCUCAAAAAUAAGAAUUAUUAAAGCGUUCUUUGUUUUUUUUUUUUUUAUCAGAAUGAAUGAGUACUUAAACAAAAUUGCAUUUAGAAACGAUCAACGAGUUCCUGGCGUCUCUGUACUGCCCUCAUAUGCGGUUGUGCUAGCCAUGGCUCUCUAGGCAUUCGCUCCUCCAGCAGCAUCUGAACAUCAUCUGGUACCCCGUUACCCUGAGCGAUGUUGUGUAGAACCCCACUGGCAAGGAUUAUGUCGCAGCUUUUCUGUGGUGAGUACAGUAGCGCUCCCCCCGCGGAACCAAGACAGAGCCAUCUGCCUUUAAGCAGUCCAAUGCAGCGCUCUACUGUGGAUCGUGUGCGUAUGUGCGCAGUGUUGAACCUGCGUUCCUGUUCUGUUGCAGGGUUUGCCAGUGGGGUAACCAGGUAUUCCGUGAGGGGAUAACCUUUAUCUCCUAUUUAGCGAAACAAAAAAAGUUAAUUUAUUGCAAUACUUUAAAAUACAGAAGCAGUACAAUGUAAAGGAUCAACUUAAAUCGAAAACAUUUUAAAAUGAAAUUAUUUUUCAUUAAAUUUUGACUCUUACAAAAAAUAUUUGGUUGAAAAAUGUUUGGAUGUUACAAAUAGGAUAUUACAUUAAAGGGACAAUUUAAGAUGAAAAAAUAAUUAUUUUGUGUUUUCAUCUUACAUUUUCCCUAUAAAGUAUGAAAAUGUAAAUUGAUUUUUUAGGUGUGACCAGUUAUAAGCAUUUUAUUUUUAGAACAGCUUUUCACAGUGUAGUAACUCACCAAGUAAAUGACUACGUCCCUGCAGUGCGCCGUCCCGUAACUUGAUGCCAACA